Messenger RNA from Drosophila melanogaster (fruit fly), 3362 nucleotides. RefSeq names its product Gdap2 (gene Gdap2). Bases 173 to 907 code for a protein of 244 amino acids. The transcript is spliced from 7 exons. NCBI's taxonomy places the organism in Eukaryota, Metazoa, Arthropoda, Insecta, Diptera, Drosophilidae. The record is from RefSeq and is marked reviewed.
UUCAGUUACGCUGCAAAGUCGGUCGAGUGCGGGUCACUUGGCAGUAGUUGCAUUCGUUUGGUCGCGCGAAAGUCACAAGGUUUUGAUAUUUGGGCCACCCUACCCACAACAUCGAACCAAUUAUACCAACUAACGUGUUUCCGACGACGAUUCAGACGUGAGUCCACACGACAUGGAGGGCAAUAGUUCGGAUCUGGAGUACGGAGCUCGGGAUAUGAACGGUCUCAGCCUGAAUUCGUACAGCAGCGGAUUGCAGGCUCAGCUUCAGCGCGAUCUGGACCGGCAGCACCUGCUCAGUGAUCGACCACGCACCGGAGUUUACGAGAAUGUCAUUUCCGAGGGAGUCGAGGGCAUUGAGCAUCAGGAAAGAUACGAGCGCCUACUGCGUCGUGCCCAAGUCGAGGAUUUGACGGAGGUGUCCGGCAUCGGCUGCCUUUACCAGAGCGGCGUGGACCGCCUGGGUCGGCCUGUGAUUGUGUUCUGCGGCAAAUGGUUCCCCGCCCAGAACAUUGACCUGGAAAAGGCCUUGCUAUAUCUGAUUAAGCUACUGGAUCCCAUCGUUAAAGGAGACUAUGUCAUCUCGUACUUCCACACGCUGACAUCCACGAACAACUAUCCAUCGCUGCACUGGCUGCGUGAGGUCUACAGUGUGUUGCCUUACAAAUACAAGAAGAACCUGAAGGCCUUCUAUAUCGUGCACCCCACUUUCUGGACUAAGAUGAUGACCUGGUGGUUCACCACGUUCAUGGCGCCUGCCAUCAAGGCCAAGGUGCACUCGCUUCCGGGUGUGGAGCACCUGUACUCGGCCAUCACCAAGGAUCAGCUGGAAAUUCCCGCCUACAUCACCGAGUACGACAUGGCGACCAAUGGCCUGCAUUACUUCAAUCCUGUGCCGACUGCCUCGUAGAUGGCGGCCAUCGUUGCUGUCUAGGACAGCUGGCAGCCACCAUAGCAUAUACAUACAUAUAUAUAGUUACACAGAUACAUUUGUGAAGUUUUUAUAGAUUUUAUAGAACGUAUUUUAUUUUCGUGAUAAGUAAUAUUUGUUUACUUGCGCAUAACUUUCGAUGUUGUCGUUUAUCGAUUGACUUGCCGCAAGUUUUGUUGAACAUUGUGUAGCAUACUUUUAUGGGAGUGGCCGAGUCGCCCCCGCCCGACCGCUCGGUAGCCCAAAAACCAAUUAGCUAAAAGAUAAAUCGGCAGCCCCAAAAAACCAGAUAAUUGUGUGAAACAUUCUUAUGAAUUGCAUGGAAAUUAGUUGAUUAGUUGGCAUCGGCAGAACAAACCUUGUUAUUUCGCUAUAAAUAGUUGAAAAGUUGAGAUAUUCGGUAGGAAAUCGAUGGGGAGGACUCGUUAGUGGGAUUAGGAUACGAGGAGAAACCAAAAACGUUAGCAAUGCUGAAGAAAAUAAAAUUUGAUUAGAGACCCUGCAUGUACCGGAUAUACACAAGAUUAUUCUAAAUAUGAAAUUGAUAAAUUGUACUUGAUACUUGAUUACUGAAGGGAGACAGACGUAUAUAUGAAUAAGUAUACAUAUUGUUAGUUAUCUUUGCAAUUACAAAUUGUAUUAUUAAUGUAUUAAUACUAGAGCUAACGCGUAUGCAGUUUGAUCCCCCGAUAUACAUACAUACAUAUACACACACAUACGUACUAUAAUUCAAUUGUAUUUAUACAUAACUAUAUACUAAAUAUACACAACUAAUAAAUUAAACCAAUCGAAACCAAACCAACCACGGAUGCGAACUCGACUCGCAGAGAAGCAUAUAUUUUGAAGCGCCGAGAUGCUGAGCAGCUGAGAAGUGCAGAACCUUUUGUAGAUACUUACUAGAGCUCACCGUAAGGCCCUCCCAGCAAUCGAAACACCAAUAAAGAACCUAACGAAUAACAAGUAAUGAAUACUGAAUACUGUAUACUGUAUACUGAAUACUGAUACUGAUUGUUAAAUGUUCAACUUUGAUAUGAUAUGUUUAGGCGCAGGAGAAUUUCCAACUCGAAACACGUCCCUUUAUCUUCCAUGCACCGUUUGCGCUCAAAGAAAAAAGAAAGCCCCAGAAUCAAAGCCAAUAGCACGCCACUGCUAUACGUACAUACAUAUAUAUUUGUAAUUGUGAGAUAUAUAGGUAUUGUAAUUAGUCGAUUCAAUUAUGGCACUCGCUGGCAGUAAUCAGAAACCAGAGCCACUCAAACUCAAACUUACAACACUGCGCACCAACAGUUGAAGAGCCAAAAGACAGCCACAGCCAACACCAGCAGUUGAUUUAGCAACUACGCAAUUACAUGCAAAGUAAAAUGCACUCAGGGAUUGAUUUAAAACUAAAAACCAAACCGAAAACUAAAAACGAAACGAAACGAAUACCCAAAAGCAAAAACCAAAAAUUAAGAACGAUAUGAAAUUUAGAUAAACGACAAAUGCGCUUUCCACGAACCACAAUCGGCAGCCUGGCUAGUACCUAAAAUGAGAAAUCAAGUAGAGUUAUAGCGAAACACCAAAGUGAGAUAGUUUUUGGACAUAGGCUCUUAUAGGCACCUGCAUAUGUACUACUAUACAUAUAUGUACAUAUGUCGUAGGCAGUUCGUCCGACAAUUAUGCCAAUUACGUAUUGUAUUUUGUAUUGCCUCACCAGCAGAAUUUAGGAAAAUUAACCAGAGUGCUAUGGGGUGCACCCAAGUUCCCUCCCAGCUCUAACAAUAAUCAGUAUCAUACUAUAGUGUACUCAAACGUUAUGCUUGCAUGAGAACCACCUUACAGGAGUACAACAAUCGGGAUUCGCCUAGAUAGAUAUGGUGGCCCAUCCUAUGGCUUCUAAUUCAACUGUUAUUGAAAAUUCAAAAACGAAAUAUUACUCAAGAGAGUCCCACGUUGUCGAGGAGAAUCCAAGUUAUGCCAAGUGUUCCUUUCUAAAAAGUUUAUAUAUAGACGAAUACUUUUCGUAAUAUUUGAAUAUUUGUAGGUAAUUCUUAAAGCCAACCACAAGUACUUAACUAGUAAUCUCAUUGAAUCUUAAUAUUUCCCCCAACUUUCCCUUCUAAUAUUGCUAUUGCUUUAGCGUUAAAAAAUCGAAAUUCGAAAACUAAACCAAACCGAAACCGAAAGAAAACUAAUAAAAUAUUGACUAAAACUGAUUUGUUGCUAAAUUAAUGAAAUUGUACCUUCGAAAGGAAUUUUGCGAUCGAUUCUUUCUAGCGUAGCACCAAUUCCUUAUAGUUGUUAAAUCGGAAACGAGAUUAAGAAUGAUCGUCGUGGCACAAAAUGCGAAAUUAAGUUAAGUUUUUCCAAAAUUCGAGAAUCCAGCUCCUUGUUCUUUUUGUAUAUAUAAGUACAUACAAGGUAACAAAUUUAAUUGGUAACUAAUAAAAGGAAA